Trichoderma breve is the source of this 867-nucleotide messenger RNA. Its product is annotated as proteasome subunit domain-containing protein. Gene Ontology annotation, cellular component: proteasome core complex. The record is from RefSeq and is a predicted model, not a curated record. The transcript is spliced from 5 exons. NCBI's taxonomy places the organism in Eukaryota, Fungi, Ascomycota, Sordariomycetes, Hypocreales, Hypocreaceae. The coding region runs from base 1 to 867 and encodes 288 amino acids. Gene Ontology annotation, molecular function: threonine-type endopeptidase activity.
AUGUGGGGCGACGGCGCGGCUGCGCGUUCUCAGAGCUGCCUGAGCUUUGAUGUGGCGGAACUGCUGGUCGAGCUCCAGCCUUCCCAGACAACCUCAGAACCACGACGAAUCCACAGCACACGACUCUUGUUUUUGCAACGCUUCCGAAUUACCACUACCUCUACGAUCCUACACUGCAAUUCAUCUGCAAUCAUGGAGUUUGGCCGUGCUGGUGUGCUGAAUGAAGAUGGCAUUCAUGUCGAUAUGGACCGGUUGAAGAAGGGUGAAGUCAAUAUGGCUGUGACAUUCAAGGAUGGAGUUAUCUUGGGAGCUGAUUCGAGAACAACGACCGGUGCCUACAUUGCCAACCGAGUGACAGACAAGCUGACCCGAGUACACGACACCAUCUGGUGCUGCCGAUCCGGUUCAGCCGCCGACACACAGGCCGUUGCCGACAUUGUACAGUACCAGCUGGGCCUCUUUUCCAUGACCAGCGGCCGGCCUCCGAUGACACAGACAGCAGCAUCCAUUUUCCAGGAGAUUUGCUACGCCAACAAGGACAUGCUAUCAGCUGGUCUGAUUAUCGCGGGCUGGGACGAGAGAUUCGGUGGCCAGGUGUACUCUAUUCCCCUGGGAGGAUCAUUGCACAAGCAGGCGUACGCCAUCGGCGGUUCAGGAUCGACAUACAUCUACGGAUACUGUGAUGCCAACUGGAAGGAGGGAAUGGAGGAGGAAGAGGCAGUUUCGUUUGUCAAGGGAGCGCUAAGAGAGGCUAUCAAAUGGGACGGAAGCUCUGGUGGUGUCAUUCGCAUGGUGGUGUUGACCAAGAAGGGAGCCGACCGACACCUGUACCUACCGGAUACAGACUACAAGGUGCGACAGCAGUAG